AUCUGAAAUACACGUAGGAAACGUUAUUGUUUCAUUCGUGACCCAUUAUUGUUCCACAACCCAGGACUCUCUGUUUGGCCUCAGACGAGGCUCCUCCAUCCAUCAACAGCUGCUCUGCAGCCCGUGUCCCACCAGCAUUACCUCACUUGGUUGCUCAGUGUUUUUUUUAAGAGCUGAUAGACUAUUAUAUAUUUUUUUUAGCAUUUAUCAAUCCUUUCCAGCACGGAAGUGGAAAAAGAAAACAACCUUUCCUAUUGUCUUUUCGUGCACCUGGUGGUCUCCAGAGCAGAAGGCUGGGAGAGCAGGACCCGACAAACAAAUCCUCCCCUUCUCACUCUGCAGAAGUGGCUGCUGAAUUGUCUCUGGCGAUUCCCGGAGGCAAAGAUGGGCCGCGGCUCUGCCCUCUGGAGCAGGAAAACCCCAUUUCCUACGGUCCAGACUCCUGUCUGCUGCCUGUUCCAUCUGCACAGCCACAAACUGCGGUUUAAACUUGGGAGAGCUCUGAGCUCCCCGACAACGUAUUGUUGCUUUUGCCCGUUUGCAAGGCUUGCUCGGCCUCCUGCACCCAGCGCGUUGCAAAUGCAGGUUUAUGGCACCAAAACUGGGCUGUGCUUUCCCCGUGGGCACAGCUCACGGCCCCAGCGCUGUGGUGAGACUGGGAAUAACUGGGAAUGGGGUGUCCCCGAGCAGGAUGUCACCCCAGGGCUGCUGCCUGCCCGUCCUGCUCGGGCUCCCCUUGAUCCGCAGAUGUCCCGGGUCCCUCUGCAGCCCCCGCUGCUCGUUCUGUCCCCACCACAGCGGGGACAAAACCAGACGGACCCAACCUGGGACCCUGUGCUGGUGCAGUUUUGCCGCCCGCAAAUUUCGUCCUCUCAUGAGAAACAGGCGGAGGAUUUCAGUGGGCUGUAAUUAAAGCCAGAAGUGUUUCCAUAGGAGCUUUUUGAUGAGACCAAGGGACGGGGCGGGGGGAGAUGCUCCGCAGAGCACAGAUGGGGCUCGGGGGCUGCUCUCCUUUAAAGUCCCGUCUGAGCAAGAUCUGAUGAGAAAUCAAAGCUGCAGCUCUUGUGGGGUCAGCGCGAUUUCAAGACAUAAAAAGCGGCGCUUAUUUAGUGCCAGAGCCUGACUUUGCAUCAGCUCCCAGCAGAAGCAGCUGCAGCGGGGCUGCUGUUUCCCUGCCUGUUCCCUUGGUUAGUGGGGACCCUGGGGUGGCCGCACUGUCACCGUCUCUAUGUGACGCCCUCUCCGCGCUCCCCCUGCAGUGUCGGCCUCGCAGCGGGACACAGUGGCCCAGGCUGACGUGUCCUGCACCCACGGUUUUGCUGGGGAAGGGGAUGUGGUCACUGUGGUGCUGAACGUGCUCCCGCACAGCCCCAGCGCGUCUCCCAGCGCCGAGGACGAACCAGCCACUUGCCAUUUCUGGCUCCCAGGGAGCAAUGACAGUCACCAACUGUUCUUGUUUUUCAAGCUCUUUUUUCGCUCUGUCCUUCCCUAAAUCCCCUUCCAGCCUCCAUGUGUUUCUCUGGAGAUGAAAGCACGGGGCCUCCUUUUCUCCCAGACGCCUGGAUUCUGCCUGGGGGUGCUCCUGCAGUCUGGGACUGAUUUAUACCAGUAAACCCUGCACGAUGCCUCCCAUCACGUUCCAGGAUCUGCCACUGAACAUCUACAUGGUCAUUUUCGGCACCGGCAUCUUCGUCUUUGUGCUCAGCCUCAUCUUCUGCUGCUACUUCAUCAGCAAACUGCGGCACCAGGCUCAGAGCGAGAGGUUCGGGUACAAGGAGGUGGUUCUGAAGGGUGAUGCCCGGAGGCUGAAUGUGCAUGGGCAGACCUGUGCUGUCUGCCUGGAAGAUUUCAAGGUGAAGGAGGAGCUGGGGGUGCUGCCGUGCCAGCACGCCUUCCACAGAAAGUGCCUGGUGAAGUGGCUGGAGGUUCGCUGUGUCUGCCCCAUGUGCAACAAGCCCAUGGCAGGGCCGGCGCAGCCCCGCGCGGGCAUCGGGACCCUCCUGGACGAGCUGGUGUGAGCUCCUGGCCGGCCAGAGCCCACGGGGACGGCGGCGGGACCGCGGCUCCGGGGCUGCCCACGCACCGCGUCACCCGGCCCCACGUCCCGGGGGAUCAGACGCGUCGUCUCUAAGGAUUCGGGAUCUGCGGGUUGGGAUUUUUAACUCGCGGGUUGUCGCUUUGUUUUUGGGGGUUUGGUUGGGUUUUGUACGUCGCUCCGUGGGGACCCCACGGGAGCCUGGGGACAGCUGGACACGGCGGGGGCUGCGUGUCCCCCCCGCUCCCUCCUCCCCCUUUGCCACACAGAGUAUUUUUGUACGUUAUCCCCCCCGGACUCUCAGCCCCCCGCAGGGGGACACACACACAGUUUUCUGCAAAAUAACGAUUAAACGGACAAUUUCUCA
Columba livia (rock pigeon) is the source of this 2402-nucleotide messenger RNA. It is a transcript of the gene RNF122, whose product is annotated as ring finger protein 122. The record is from RefSeq and is a predicted model, not a curated record. NCBI's taxonomy places the organism in Eukaryota, Metazoa, Chordata, Aves, Columbiformes, Columbidae. Bases 1623 to 2018 code for a protein of 131 amino acids. The transcript is spliced from 6 exons.